AUGGCCGCCGAUCAGAAGGCCCUGCAGGCAGCGCACACACUAAAACCAGCGCUUUCGCCUUUUUUAUUUUUUGUAUGGACAUCAUGUGAUUGUUGGGUUCUUCUCACAGAUCCAGCACCUGUGCUGGAGGCCUCGCACACCCUGGAAGAAAGGCGGCAGCACCUCAACAGCUCGGCCCCGGACAGCGAGGCUCUGGCGCGGCAGAUCAGCGGGCACUGGAAGAAACACCUGGAGUGCCUUGAAAAGACAGAGCCGUCGGAGGACAGCCCUGCGCUCUCAGGGCCAGCAGUGACCGAGGGGUCCAGCCCCGCGUCCUCCCUGAUGACGCCCAACAGCACGCCGGCCCCCGGGGCCCCAGGCUCCCCUCAGCAGAACUACCAGGACCGAGGGGAGGAGGAGGCGAGCGCCAACGCGGGCUUGGCUGACAGACUAUCAGAGGCCGAGGAGAAGAUCAAGGUUCUGCAUUCAUCUCUGGACGCCGCGCAGACCGAGCUGCUGGACCUGCGGUGUAAAUACAACCAGGAGAUGACCAACAAGGCCGAGGAGGUCAACGCCAUCAUGGCGAACCUUGAGAAAGCCAACCAGAGAGCGGAGAAGGCCCAGAGGGAGGUGGAGAGGCUAAAGGAGCAGAUAGCCAGUGGCCAGAGAGCCACCGCAGGGAGCUGCCAUCCAGCAGAGAGCUCCAGCAGGGGGAAGAGCGAGAACGGCGAGGUGUUGCCCUCCCAGCUGGAGGCUGCCUUGCUGGCUAAAGACCGCGAAAUCCUCCGACUUCUCGAGAACAUUCAGCGGCUGCAGUUCACGCUUCAGGAAGUUCAGGAGACCUCGUCCAAUCAGAUCCUGGAGCUGGAGCGCCAGCUGGCCUACAAGACAGAAGCCAUCGAGAGAUUGGAAGCUAAAUUGCAAACCCAGAUGGAUUAUGAGGAGAUUAAAACUGAACUCAGUAUACUAAAGGUCAUGAAGAUGGCUUCAACCAAUGGUACCUUGUCACAGGAUUCCGCCAAGGCUGCCGAGGCUAUUUUGCUGGAUAAAGAGGCCUUUCUUCCAUCUCACAAAUACCUUGUGGAUAAGGCCAGAGUUUUGCACAGCAUCGAUGACGACCGAUCCGAGGACGCGGGCAGGGAGGCGGGCAGGCCGCCCGGCUCGCGCUCGUCCUCCUCUCACGGGGACGGCCGCGCCUCCCCCAGCCCGGGCCCCCCCGCCCCGGACGCCACCUCCGCCGGCCACGACCCACCCCGCCCGUUUUCCGCGUCGCCGUGCUCCGGAGAGCGGCUGUCCGGGGACCACGUCCUGCACAAGCAGCUGCUCUCCCCUCACUUCAAAAAGGAGGCCCUGGCGGCCUUCCCCACCGCCCUGUACGCAGCCAAAGUCGCCCUCAUGUCGGCCGCCCAGGGGCCCGCGGGGCCGGGCAGCGUCGACGCCGGCCUGCCCAGCGACCAGUCGGAGAGCGGCAGCUCGACCGCGGGGGACGACGACCAGGUGGACACGGCGGAGAUCGCCUUCCAGGUGAAGGAGCAGCUGCUGAAGCACAACAUCGGCCAGCGCGUGUUCGGCCACUACGUGCUGGGCCUCUCGCAGGGCUCCGUCAGUGAGAUCCUGGCGAGGCCCAAACCCUGGAGGAAGCUGACCGUGAAGGGCAAAGAACCCUUCAUUAAGAUGAAGCAGUUCCUCUCCGAUGAGCAGAACAUCCUGGCGCUCCGGACCAUCCAGGUCCGGCAGAGAGGGAGCAUCACUCCGCGCAUUCGAACUCCUGAAACUGGGUCAGACGACGCCAUCAGGAAUAUCCUGGAGCAGGCCAAGAAGGAGAUCCAGUCGCAGAGGGGAGGUGAAGGCAAGUCGUCUCUGAACAGCUCCUCGGGCAGGAGCAGCAACGGGCCCGGCAGCAGCUCCGACGAAACCAUCAAGAACAUCCUGGAUCAGGCCCGGAGGGAGAUGGAGGCCCAGCAGCACACCCUGAUGGAGAUGGAGGCCUGCGGCAGGGCCCCGUCCGCCAACUCAGGGCCUCAGGUAGAGCGCCUCGGCCCGCCCGAGCGCUCCAGGGUCCCGCCUCCACCCGUCUCCAUCAAACAGGAGGAGGGCGGCUGCGUCACGGUCUGCAUGGCCAACGCCAUCAGCAGCCCCCAGACGCCCCUCAGCGUCCUCUCCCCGGCCGCCUUUGUCCAGAACAUCAUCCGCAAGGUCAAGUCGGAGAUCGGUGAGGUGGGCUCCUACUUUGACCAGCACUGGUCCCACGAGCGAGGCUCCAUGGUGAUCAGCGGCGUCGGGAGCUCGUUGCGCUUCAACUCGGUCUCCCCCGCCUUGUCCUCGUCCUCCUCCGGGCCCUCCGCCCCGCCCCGGCACUGGGCCCGCCCGGAGAACGGCGAGGGCCCGCCCAACAGCGAGGAGGCGUCCGCCGCCGAGGACGAGCCGGGCUCAGGCCGGCCGGCGGAGGUGAAGGUGGAGUCGGACACGUCGGUGAGCGGCGAGUCCCCCGGGCCCGGCCCCGGGAGGCUCUCCUACUACCCGGCGUACGUCCCCCGCGCCCUCAAGCCCACCGUGCCGCCGCUGACUCCAGAGCAGUACGAGAUGUACAUGUACCGGGAGGUGGACACGCUGGAGCUGACCCGGCAGGUGAAGGAGAAGCUGGCCAAGAACGGCAUCUGUCAGAGGAUCUUUGGGGAAAAGGUCCUGGGUCUUUCUCAGGGCAGCGUGAGCGACAUGCUGUCUCGCCCCAAACCCUGGAGCAAGCUGACCCAGAAAGGCAGGGAGCCCUUCAUCCGCAUGCAGCUGUGGCUGCUGGACCAGCUGGGCCAGAGCCUCAGCCAGCCGCCGAGCCACGGCCACGCUCUGGAUAAGAGCCCAGUGACGACCCAUUCCUCGCCCUCUCCUCCUCCCAGCCCUGCAGAGAGCCACCCGAGUCCUCUGGUUGAGCCCGUCAGCCUCUCCCUGGAGAGCAGCAAAGAGAACCAGCAGCCCGAGAGCCUGGGCCUGGGUCUGGGUCUGGGAUUGCCCCCCCACCCAGAUGGAAGGAAAUCCGCCCCCGGCCUCAUGGUCCUGCACCCGCCGACGAACCCACUGGGCAUCCAAGAGAUAGUGGCCAUGUCUUCGGAGCUAGACACGUACGCCAUCACCAAGAAGGUCAAAGAGGUGCUGACAGACAACAACCUAGGCCAGCGUCUUUUCGGGGAGACCAUCCUGGGCCUGACUCAGGGCUCGGUGUCCGACCUGCUCUCCAGGCCCAAGCCCUGGCACAAGCUCAGCCUGAAAGGCCGCGAGCCGUUUGUCCGCAUGCAGCUGUGGCUCAACGAUCCCCACAACGUCGACAAGCUGAGGGCCAUGAAAAAGAUGGAGAAGAAAGCCUAUCUGAAACGCCGCUACGGGCUGCUGAGCACCGGCUCGGACAGCGACUCGCCCGGCACUCGCUCCGAGUGCGUGAGCCCGGCGUUGGCGUCGCUCGACCUGUGCCCCUACAGCCAGGCCAAGAAGCCCCGGGUGGUGCUGGGGGCCGAGGACAAAGAGGCGCUGAGGAAGGCCUACCUCCUGGAGCCCUACCCCUCUCAAAACACCAUCGAGAUCCUGGCCUCCCAGCUCAAACUGAAAACCAACACCGUCAUCAACUGGUUCCACAACUACAGGUCCAGGAUGCGGCGGGAGGUGCUGAUGGAGGGUCUGCUGGACAAUGACACAGACGCCGAGCACCACAGCUACUCGCCCUCGGCGACGCGGAGCCCCCGCUCGGACGGCGAGGAGAGGAGGCCGCAGCAGCUCCCGGGACACGUCCACGCCGGCGUGCGCCUCGGCGCCAGCGCCGCGCUUACUCGCGUCAAGCAGGAGGCGACGGACAGGCAGGACGGGAGGGAGGCGGGGGACGAGGACUCCGUUGAGCGGUCGAGAGCCCAGCGCUUCGCCGUGGCGGCGCAGUUCCCGCAGUUGAAGAGCGAGCGCGAGGACCCGGUCGCCGGCGGCCGCGAGCCCCUCUCGGCCGGCCGCGGCCUGAGGCAGGAGGCGGGGCUGAGCAGCCAGGCCCAGGGCGGCCCCCAGAGAACCGUCCUGUCCAGGCGCGAGGGGGAAGAGUCCGGGAAGUCACCCGUGGACCCCGUCAGCUUCAAGGCUUCGUCGGAGCCCUGCCGCGGCAGCCUGGAGGUGUCCCUCAACUCGCCCUCCGCCGCGUCCUCCCCCGGCCUCAUGAUGUCAUUCUCCCCCGUCCCCUCCUCCUCGGCUCCCAUAUCGCCCUCGCUGCCCAAUCCGCCCUCGACGAGCACCAAUCACAGCCUGGACCCUAGCCAGCUGCCUCCCUUCCAAAGCCCCAAACUCAACAGAAGCACUCAGAGACGCAAUGAGAAAAUGGCCAACCUGAAUAACAUCAUCCACAGGCUAGAGAGAGCCGCCAAUCGGGAAGAAACGCUGGAAUGGGAGUUUUAAGUCCCCUUUCACUGUGUUUAGUGCUGAUGACCCUAGCGGGACAUAGGAGAGUCUCACAGAGGACUGGGGCCUGGCUGCUGAGGGCCUGUCCUCUUAGACUGAUGACUCAUAGGAAACGGGAACACAGAACAGAACAUAUGACUGAAGUCCCUCCAAGAACUUGAAGAGUUGGAGAAAAAAAAAAGUAUAAUUGUGGAUUUGUUUUUAUUUUUGGUCGUUUGAUUUUUGUUGUUUUUGAUAAUGCAUACUACUUUGAAGUACAUGUGACAGCACUAGCUGUUGUUUUACCUAUUGGACUUGACAUAAAGACUUUUGCAGCUAUGGUGUCAUAAAAUGUACACUGAAGUUCUGUUGAUUGCCACUGGGUGAGAUUAAAAAAAGACCCCUGUCUUAAGCCAUUAAAAGCACUAUAACUAUUUGAAAAGAGACAUUGACCAAAUUUGCUACUUUUUGAAUAGCAAUUUUUCAGAUUUUGUCUGUUAAACUGGACAGUUUAAGUCAAGUAACAUGAAAUCCUAACACUGACUGAGGGAUAGUCCUUUAAGACUCUAAAUAUUCAACAUCUUGUAUGUACCUAGUUUCUUGGUGAUAUGUUUUGAAAUAUUUGUAACUCACGUAUAAAAUGUGGUUGUACAUGUUGUAGAAUUGUCUGCAAUAGCCUUCUCUAAACCUGAUGUAGCAUGGUACUCACCUGACCCUGUUACCCUCUGUAGUUAGUCACCUGUGAUUAUACUUGAGCAAAAACAACUGAAAAAAAAAGAGUUGAAAACCCUGCAAAAAAUAUGAAAAAAGGAAACGUUAAAUCUAACGAGUAGAGUACGUUAAGUGUAUUGUUUUUUUUCUCCCUUUGUAUAAUCCUUGAGGUUUACAGUUUAGGGCCCUUGUGCUUUCGGUAGUAAGUGAAACAUUUACUGCACAAGAGCACAGUUUACAUGAUUUAUUUCAGACUUACCUCUCUGACCCUGUAAGACAUUGGUUCUCAGACUGUAACGGGCCAAGACACACCUGGUUUACCUCAGAUUAUGUUGAUGCACAUCAUGCUAUGCGACCAUGCGUUUCAUUCUUAUACAUGAACAUGACCCACACUUAUUUUAAUCCAUAGAGGGAAGGCACUCUGUAUUAUGCCUCGGACAUAGUUUGAAUGAGUGAAAUCUGUCUUUUACAAAGAAUACGCUGCUGUUUGAAGAGAUAGGGAGCUAAUAAAUCCGAUAUAUGUGUGUAUUAUGAUCUUCCUCACAGGUAACACCUGAUUGAGUGCACUUUCUCAAAAAGGGUAAUUUAAUGUAGUUAGAAUAUGCGUAGCCGAUCAAACACUGAGAUGAUGUCUAGCCGGCCCGUUUGACAUGAAAGGUUUCCGCCUGUGAAUCUCCCUGUGGGUUGAAAUCUAUCCGAGAGCAUAAUGCAGUAUGACCUCUCGCCAACAUGAAAACAUCCAAUCUGUAAGUAGACUAUAUUCAAGGACACAAAAGGUUACAGGUAUCCCCUCAUAUUAUCUUUGACCACUGGUGUAUCGUGUCUGUAGAAGUUUCUUUGUCAUGCUUGCAAAAUGUUCUUUAUGUAUUUUGCCUCUAUUUUAUACUCAGAACAGUUAACUAGAUAUUCAAUACCUCGUGUAUGAACUACUUACAGCACUUAGAUUUUGAUAAUUGUGAGGACUCAAGAAAAUUUCAAAUAUCAACAUUAUCCUAACUUAGUGUCCACAAGUCUUUGCCUUUACUGUAUCGUCAAAGUUGGUAGUAAAACACUUGCACAUGUCUACAUAGUUCAGAGGACUUGGAUUGUAUUAUGUAGAGAUAUAUAUAUUACACAAUUACUAAAAAAAAAAGAAAAUCUGCUGACAAAAUGUGCUGAUUAUAUUGAAAUAGAGUGUACAGAUUUAAUAAACCAAACCCAUUCAAGCCAGUUCUGGUCUGGCAAGCUUGCCCACGUUUUAGACCUUCUCUCAGGGUAGUCUUGCUUUUUAAAGCUUUACUGAAACAAUUGCGCUCAUCAGUGGUGGUGACUACGAUAAACAUUAUGUGGUGUAGGGGAAUGACUCCGUUAAAUAUUAAAUGGAUCUACGGAGGUUGUGUGUAUACAGGAGAUGCAACUAUCCCAGCAUGUAAUGGAUUGUUGGAGAGCUGUUGCUGUUUUGUAAUUCAUUACACAGACGUGUCAAAGUGCAGUGCGGAUUGGAACUAUCAGGAUGAGGCUGAUGGGUUGCAUUUUUGGGAUCAGUAGACUUUGCUCUCUAAAAUACUUGGUUUUCUCUUGGAGCCACAGAAGAUUUUUCUCUGGUUUUCGUACCACCAUUUUUUGUGUGCAUAAUAUACUGUAUGAUUAGCGGUGGCAUUUCUAAUGUGGAGAUUUCGUUGUUUUUCAUGGUAACAUGGACAUAUGACUGAACAAGAAAUGUAUUUUAAUGCAUUAUCUCUUCAUGUAAAGCUCAUCUCAUGAUUUUGCAUGCGAAUCCAUUCCGGUCUCAUUACAAGGGAUGGGACUGUGUUUUGUGUUGUUGUUCUUGCACAGGGACAUUAAAUCAGCACUUUUUACAUUAUUGAAGUCCAUGCAUGGUACAGCUGAUCAAUUUGGCUCUCACAAAGUCAUGACGAAUCCAGUCCAAUCAGAACCCAAUAACUUACUUGCAGGUAAAUACUGAAAUCAAGAUUAUUUUGUGCCAUAUCAUAUGCCUCAUGCAUUAUCCUCACAGGAAUAAUGCCUUGUGGUAAGGUAGGAUUUAAGUGGGGCGUAGGGCUUUUUGUAACCCAGUAACAAAAACCCUACACAUUGGAUGUUUUUUAUUUUGUAAUUGACAUUAGUCACUAAAUAAAGGCAAUUGGUUAUACAAAAGUUGAAAGAGUUGUUAAUAUGGAAACAAUAUUUACAAAUCUGACACUUGGGAUUUGUCUAAAAGAAAAUGUUUUAUUUGAAAGUCAGCAGUGAGUCAAUAAAGGGAAGUGUCCUGCACACUUAAAUCACUGUCUAACGCCCUGAUGUGUCAGACUAUUAAAUGUUAAAGAAUGGACAAAUGUAUGGCGAGCCUCUUUGAAUUGAAUUUGCAUAUGUAAGCCAUCAUUCAAUACAUAAUUGUUUAAGA
Molecule: messenger RNA, 7474 nt
Organism: Pungitius pungitius (ninespine stickleback)
Lineage: Eukaryota; Metazoa; Chordata; Actinopteri; Perciformes; Gasterosteidae
Gene: cux2b
Product: cut-like homeobox 2b
Exons: 19
Coding region: 1-4398 (1465 amino acids)
Biological process (GO): regulation of transcription by RNA polymerase II
Cellular component (GO): nucleus
Molecular function (GO): RNA polymerase II transcription regulatory region sequence-specific DNA binding; DNA-binding transcription factor activity, RNA polymerase II-specific
Source: RefSeq, a predicted model, not a curated record